AUGGAAGACUCAAAGGAUGCUCAACGCUCGGUUGUCAUCAUUGGCGCCGGCACACAGGGCAGGCGACUUGCAUAUAUGUGGUCACGCAGAGGGGGCCCUGUUCGCCUGAUUGACUACAAUGAACAGCAACUCGACGGGGCCUUGCAGUACGUGCAACGCCUUCAAGAGAUAUCCAAUGAUAAAAGUGAAAACUGGGGGGACGUUAAAAUAUCCACUCCUCCUCAAUUAGCAUCCGUGCUGCGGGAUGCUUGGUUGAUUGUCGAGUGUGUCCCAGAGAAAUUGGCAUUGAAACAGAAGGUCAUUAGUCAGCUUGACGACCUUGCUUCGGACAGCACGAUUAUCGCUUCGAACUCGAGCAGCUAUGGGAUUGGGGAAAUCAUAGAAGGGAUUGAGUUGAAGAGCACUCGAAGAAUGCUCAGUGCACACUGCUACUGGCCCCCUGAAACCUCAGCAAUCGAAAUCAUGGGCCACGAAGAAACGGAUCUGUCCUUGAUCACCUUACUGUCAGAUCGAUGCACAGAACUUGGAUUCUCACCGUUCCAUGUCCAGAAAAGGUCCAUCGGCUACAUAUACAACAGGAUCUGGGCUGCAAUCAAGCGCGAAACCCUCCAGGUGCUAUCCGAGGGCGUCUGUGGGCCACAAGACAUCGAUGCCAUUUUUAAAGACGUUCUGCGAACGCCCAUGGGUCCUUGCGAGCAAAUGGACGUUGUUGGUUUGGAUGUUGUUCUUGACAUCGAAAAACACUAUGCCGAGUCUCGGACUGGGAUUCCAAGUGAACCUCGGGAAUAUCUCAUGAAGAUGAUACGGAAUGGCCAUUUGGGAGUUAAAAGUCAUCGAGGAUUCUACGACUAUAAAGCUACAAGCGAACAGCUGCCUCGGAUUCGACAGAGUCCUUCGUUGAAAACGGUUUCAAGAGCAUCGUAG
Molecule: messenger RNA, 924 nt
Organism: Aspergillus tanneri
Lineage: Eukaryota; Fungi; Ascomycota; Eurotiomycetes; Eurotiales; Aspergillaceae
Product: 3-hydroxyacyl-CoA dehydrogenase family protein
Exons: 6
Coding region: 1-924 (307 amino acids)
Biological process (GO): fatty acid metabolic process
Molecular function (GO): oxidoreductase activity, acting on the CH-OH group of donors, NAD or NADP as acceptor; NAD+ binding
Source: RefSeq, a predicted model, not a curated record